UCAGUGCGUGACCGUGAGCCUAUGUCAGAGGAGAGUACUGGAGCCCUGCAGUGAGAUGUCUGUGACAGAGUCUAAGACCGAGCUCUAUAACAUGGAGAGCUGUGCGGACACGGCCGCCCCGGCCGGGGAGAAGCCUGGCUCCCGCCGCCUGUCUGACAUAUUUGAGCGCUACGUUCAGCCCUGCGUGGCGGAGCUCCUGGGCUCUGCGCUCUUCAUCUUUGUCGGGUGCUCCUCUGUUAUCGAGAAUGUGGAGGGAACCGGGAGACUGCAGCCAGCCCUGGCACACGGGCUGGCACUGGCCGUGGUCAUCGCCCUGUUCGGUGAAAUCAGUGGGGGGCACUUCAACCCUGCAGUGUCUCUGUCAGUCUUCCUCACCGGGGGCCUCAGGGUCGUUCUGCUCCUGCCCUACAUUCUAGCCCAACUGCUCGGGGGGCUGAUCGGUGCAGGCCUGGCUAUGGCAAUCUCUUCAUCUGAGAAGCACAGCAACGCUACAGGAGCAGCUUUUAACGUGGUGAAAAGCGACGGUCAGGUGGGGGCGGCCACUGUGGCCGAGAUGGUGAUGACCCUCUUCCUGACGCUGACGGUGUGCAUGGCAGCCGUCAAUAAGAGGACCAGCAGCAGCAUGGCUCCUUUCUGCGUCGGGCUGACUGUGGUUGUAGACAUUCUGGCUGGAGGGGCAGUGUCUGGAGCGUGUAUGAACCCGGCGCGAGCGUUCGGUCCGGCUGUGGUUUCCAACUAUUGGAGCUACCACUGGAUCUACUGGGUGGGGCCUUUGGUGGGGGCUCUGCUAACAGCCACCUUUGUGAGACUGCUUCUUGGUGAUCAGAAAAUCCGGGUUCUUCUGAAGUGAUCGCCGCUAUGGAGAACAUGAUGCCCAAAGGUCGAUCUGCUGAAGUCGGAUGCGCCCCCUACAGUUAGCAUUUUCAUAUUCAAUUGAGUCCAACCGUUUUUAAAACUUGUAUUCUGGGUUUGGACAUGUUAAACAUUUAACUAUGAUCUCCUGUAGCCCAAAGGUCGAUCUGCUGAAGUUGGAUGCGCCCCCUACAGUUAGCAUUUUCAUAUUCAAUUGAGUCCAACCGUUUUCGGCCAAACUUGUAUUCUGGGUUUGGACAUGUUAAGCAUUUAACUACCUUCCAAAAAAAUCCAACCAUUAUAAAUUGACUAUAUGUUUCUGAAAAAUGCGAGUGUAACAUCAUGUGACACAAUUUGAAUAUAGGAAUGUUGUCACAUCUGCAGCUAGUGUCAGUGUCUACUGAACACCCCUUUCCUCCCACUGUCCUGUAACCUGUUCUAUAUUUACUUUAUUUAUACCUGUGCUCAUUUGUCUCUAACUGUUUUAUACCAUUUAAUUAUUUUUGUUGAUCAUAAGGCAUUUUUAAAAUGUUUAUUACAUCAACAGCAAGUCAUUUCCAAAACUACUGUAUAUUAAUUGAAUUUUAAAUUUGUUAUCUGCUAGAUAAUAUCCGUUUUUGUAAAAUGUAUAUGUUUUAAUAUGUUAAUAUUGUCCAGUAUGUUUGUAAUGUUUGUAAUCUAUUGUAUUAAAAAAAUUACAUGUACAUCACUCUAAA
Messenger RNA from Conger conger (European conger), 1568 nucleotides. RefSeq names its product aquaporin 8a, tandem duplicate 1 (gene aqp8a.1). The coding region runs from base 56 to 850 and encodes 264 amino acids. The transcript has 5 exons. The record is from RefSeq and is a predicted model, not a curated record. Gene Ontology annotation, biological process: transmembrane transport. NCBI's taxonomy places the organism in Eukaryota, Metazoa, Chordata, Actinopteri, Anguilliformes, Congridae. Gene Ontology annotation, cellular component: plasma membrane. Gene Ontology annotation, molecular function: water channel activity.